This is a messenger RNA of Galleria mellonella (greater wax moth), 1502 nucleotides long. RefSeq lists its product as uncharacterized. Bases 246 to 650 code for a protein of 134 amino acids. NCBI's taxonomy places the organism in Eukaryota, Metazoa, Arthropoda, Insecta, Lepidoptera, Pyralidae. The transcript is spliced from 4 exons. The record is from RefSeq and is a predicted model, not a curated record.
GUAAUAUUCCCGCCAAAAUUUGACAUAUCGAUUUUUUUUCUCUGCAGUUCUUUUAAUGUACGCAAGCGAAUAAACAAAAUAAGAUAUUUUCACCACGUUUUCCAAACCUACGCAUAGUAAGUAAAUACACUUUGGUAUAAAAAGGGGUUGAUAGGGUUGUAUGCCGGCAUUCGGGCAUCAGCUGUUAUCACAGCGCCAUCUACAGCGCGGUUUGUGUUCGUUAUAAUAUUCUUUUAAAACCAAAAAUGUUGAAGAUCACAGCUGUCGUUUCUCUGAUGCUUAUCGCGAUGUGGUCGGAGGCGGACAGUAGAAGGCAUAAGAGGGAAGCGACCGCUUCAGCUGACUAUGGACCAGGCAGUACUUUGUGGGCGGCCAGUUUGUCGUGCGACUCUUGUGGUAGCGAGUGCGCAUCUGCAUGCGGCACUAGGCACUUCAGAUCGUGCUGCUUCAACUAUUUGAGGAGGAAGAGAGGACCUGAACACUUCAAGCUCCCCAUGCCUAUUAAUCAAGAUUUGAAACCAGAAAGCGCGCCAAAAUCCAAGAUGCCAAUGUUCGUUUUCGAGAACAAUCCGGAACCGUGGAGCAACCUUGUCUCUGCCGAGUACAGACCAUACGACGACGAUCGGCUACAAAUUGUCUAUGACAUGUAAACUCUAGACUAGACUGUGCCAUCCUUUUAGGCUGCAAUACCUACAGUUGUGUCAAAAUUACAUUGCGAAGAAAUCUUUUAUUCGAUAUCUAAAAUCUACUAAUCUCUAAAAUUAAUAUUUUAAUUUAAUAUCACAGCGUAUCCUUUAUUCUAAGGACAUAUAUGAAUUAUAUUUCUAAUAAAUUUAGUCCAUAAAAUAGUAAAUUUACAAAACUAUCAAAUUAAAAUGAUAGGUUAACAGAGAUGGCGCUGGCGAAUCGAUCCCAGUAUUAGAUGUUGUUCAUACAAUUGAUAUGGGAUAAAAUUAAUUUGUAAUCACUUAAUUAUAAAUUUAAACAUGUUCAAGUACUUUUUGGGCCAUAGACUUCUUAUAACUACAGAUUAUUAUUAAACGAAUUUGAUAAGUUAAAAAAAAAAAGUCAAAAGUACCAACAUUUUAAGUCGAUUGUGUUUAUAUCGCAAUGUAAUUUCUGAUGACACAAUCCUUUGUCAAUUUCAUAUUAACAAACUAUAUUUUUAAGUCUUCAUUUAUUAAAAUGGAAAUAUAGAAAGUAAAUAUUAAUAACGCUUAUUUAAUAAAUAAUUGAAUUCCAAAUUCAAAUUCUUUACUGUCACAGAUUUAAAAUGAUUACCGUUGACAUUUCCGAUUUUAUGUCUAAUAAUGGCUGGAAAUAGACAUAAAACCGUGCACAGAUAAUACAUGUAAGGAGUAGUGUAAUGAGAGUUUAAAAAAUAAAACAAUUUGGUAUCCAGUUGAUUGUUUUAUUAACAUAUCAUUAUGCCUUCCUUAUAAUUAACGACUAGAAGUUUUGACAAAUAUUAGCUCUUAGAUUGCACGAGUCUUUGUAUUUCG